GUGAAACUGCAGAAGAGGCAAAGAUGCUCCCAGCGGCCGGCGGCGUGGGGCGGCCCAACAGCAAGGGGCGGACACAGCUUUCCGGGGUGUCGACCUGGGCAAGCAGAGCUGAUCAGUCAGUCGGACAGUAAAAACAGGUUCUGAAAUGCAGCAAACAGACAAGUGCAGCCCAGGUGCCGCCACCCGGCCUCGGGAAGGCCGCUCAGGGCCCACACCACCUCCCAGCACCGUCCCCUGCCUCCACGUUAUCCCAGCACUCUACCAGAGGGAUCUCCGAUGCAGAGCAGAGUCGGCCAGAUCAGACAAUGACCAUCGUCUGCGAACCACCUGCACCAGCCACACACGGGUUGGCAUGGAAGGACGCACAGGGAGAAGCUGCAUGAUCGCGGACGCACAUCAGGGCGAUGUGCCCACAGCCAAGGGACGCCAAGGAUGGCCAGCCACGCAGGAGCUGGGAGAGGCAGGAAGGACCCUCCCUGGAGUCUUCAGAGAGCCAACGGUCCAGCCAUACCUUGACCUAGGACUUUUGGGCCCCAGGACUUGGAGAGAAUACAUUGGUGUUCAAAGCCACCCAGUUUGUGCUCACCCAAAGGGCAGCCCACCUGCCUCCGCCCUGGCUGGGGCCCCAGGAAGGGGGAUCAGCAUGCACCAAGGCCUGGCCCUGACAAAAGGCAGUGAUGGGUGCAAGAUCAAGGCUCUGCGUGCUAAGACAAAUACGUACAUCAAGACGCCGGUGCGCGGGGAGGAGCCGGUGUUUAUCGUGACUGGCCGCAAGGAGGACGUGGAGAUGGCCAAGCGUGAGAUCCUGUCCGCCGCCGAGCACUUCUCCGUGAUCCGCGCCACGCGCAGCAAGGCCGGCGGGCUGCCCGGUGCUGCGCAGGGUCCGCCCAACCUGCCGGGACAGACCACCAUCCAGGUGCGCGUGCCCUACCGCGUGGUGGGGCUGGUGGUGGGGCCCAAGGGCGCCACCAUCAAGCGCAUCCAGCAGCGGACGCACACGUACAUCGUGACGCCCGGGCGCGACAAGGAGCCCGUGUUCGCCGUGACGGGCAUGCCCGAGAACGUGGACCGGGCGCGCGAGGAGAUCGAGGCGCACAUCACGCUGCGCACGGGCGCCUUCACCGACGCGGGCCCCGACAGUGACUUCCAUGCCAACGGCACUGACGUCUGUCUGGACCUGCUCGGAACGGCCGCCGGCCUCUGGGCCAAGGCCCCCAACCCCGGGCGGCGGCCCCCCGCGCCCACAGCCGGCCUCCGCGGGGAUGGGACCCGGGGGGGCCCCGGGGGGCCCGAGGCCUUCUACGCGGGGGGCCGCGGGGGCCCGCCGGUGCCCGAUGCGGGCCCUGCCAGCCCCUACGGAGGCUCGGGCAACGGGGGCUUCACCUUCGGCGGGGAUGGCCCGGGGGCCCCGUCGGGGCCGCCCGCCCCCGAGGACUGUGACUUCGGCUUCGACUUCCUGGCGCUGGACCUGACCGUGCCCGCCGCGGCCACCAUCUGGGCCCCCUUCGAGCGGGCCGCGCCGCUGCCGGCCUUCAGCAGCUGCUCGGCGGUCAACGGGGCCCCCGCGCCACCCGCCCCGGGCGCCCGGCGCAGCAGCGGGGCCGGCACGCCGCGCCACUCGCCCACGCUGCCCGAGCCCGGGGGCCUGGCCCUGGAGCUCCCGCUGGGCCGCCGCGGCGCCCCGGACCCGGUGGGCGCCCUGGCCUGGCGGCCGGCGCAGGGCGCCCUGUCGUCCUUCUCCGGCGGCGCCGGCUUCUCCGCGGCCACCUCGCUGCCCAGCGGUUCCUCGGCCUCUGCGUGCCCCCCCCUGGACUCCAGUGCCUCCGAGGGCGGCCGCAAGCCGCCGGGGGCCGUGUCGCCGGCCGCCCCGCCCCCCGCCGCCGCCGCCCCCCGCCCCGGCCUUGGCGCGGGAGUGCGUGGUGUGCGCCGAGGGCGAGGUGAUGGCCGCGCUCGUGCCCUGCGGCCACAACCUCUUCUGCAUGGACUGCGCCGUCCGCAUCUGCGGCAAGAGCGAGCCCGAGUGCCCGGCCUGCCGCACGCCUGCCACCCAGGCCAUUCAUAUCUUUUCCUAGCGGCUCGGCUGGCCGCCGCAGGCCCGGGGGGCGGCGCGGAGGGGGCGGCGCGGCGGGGGCGGCGGGGCCAGCAUUCACAGACGAGCUUUAACCUGGUCCCAGGCGUGGAGACGGCUGCCCGACGGCAUCUCAGUUCUUAACGAAUAAACAGUAUUGAGUCGACAGGUUAAAAUAAAACAGAGAAAAGGUCUGCUUGCACUUUUUAUUUAAGACUCCCCGCCCCCCAGGGUGAUCUUUUUAAGAAAAAAAAAAAAAAAAAUAUAUAUAUAUAUAUAUAUAUACACACACACGAUUUUUACAACUCCCCGUUGUCCUUUGGGACUUGGAUUUCUGACUUGACAGCCCUGGCUUCGGAGGUGGCCGCAGCCUCUGUGAAUCCCCUCCAGGAGAAUGGCGACAUUUUUACUCCCUCUCGGGGGGCUAACCUGUUACCCUUUUGUAUGUCGGUGGGGGGCGGGACAGGCUGGAGGGGGCGGGGUGGGGGGGCAGGGGAGGACCCAACCAGAAAUUUCUAACUUUUUGUUUUUAAUUAUUAAUCCCCUUCUGCUGUGGUUUCUUUUGUCAGUUUUUAAAUUUUUUUAAAUUGUGUUUUUUUUAAACUUUUACUUUUUACCUCUUGUGUAUAUGUAGGGAAUUUAUAGGGAAAUAUGUACUUUAUGGAAUAAAUUUUAAGAACUAAAAUAUAUUUUAUUUUAAAUAAAGUAAUGGACCUUUAAUCUUACACAGCUAAAUUACUGAUUAUAUAUUUGCUGAGCUGACUUAAGGGUUCAGAAAAUUGUAUCAAGAGUUUUAUUUUUUGACUUCAAAGCCUUCUUAAUAAAGUCUUUUUACUACACGUGA
Molecule: messenger RNA, 2912 nt
Organism: Mirounga angustirostris (Northern elephant seal)
Lineage: Eukaryota; Metazoa; Chordata; Mammalia; Carnivora; Phocidae
Gene: MEX3D
Product: mex-3 RNA binding family member D
Exons: 5
Coding region: 146-2212 (688 amino acids)
Molecular function (GO): RNA binding
Source: RefSeq, a predicted model, not a curated record